AUGACAUCCAGAAACUCAAAGCAAAGAGAUCUCAGGGAAAUUUUAAGGUCUAAUUCAGAAUCGACGGGCAGAAUGAGAGCCGACGUAGUGAUGAAAGUUUAUGCUUUGCUGAUGCGACAUGUCUUUCCAUCGAGUGGUGGAGAAAACCAAGAACUUCUUACAGAUGUCCAGGACCUAGAACAAAACAAGAGCGACUUUAAAUACGAAGCAACUAUGGUAAGGAUUUCAGCCCUUGGAUGGUCGAGCGAUCUCCGUAACUUACCCGAGAUGAAUUUCAUUCAGCUCUACGAUUACCUCGUUGUUUCCACACGAAAGUAUCGCCACAUCGUGUUGAAAGGAACGCAUUACAAAAAGUUGAAAUCUUAUCAGUGCUUCUUUGAAGGAAACGUGAAAAAACUGGAGAGUAAAGUCUUUGAAAACAAAACAUAUGUUAAGGCAAAUGUUCUCCCCUCUAUGAAGAAAACGCCUUACAGAGAUAUUCUCGAGUUCUCACGUACCUACGAUGUGCUACGCGCAGCGUGUACGUGCCCUACUGGCCUCGGUCUCCGAGGAAAAGGAAAAUACAACCACAUCGGAGUGCUGUUUGCUAUCGAGGAUUUUAUAAGAAGAGGGUUGCAAAAUAACUCAGAGCCAUUAACCUGCACAUCACGGCUCUCAGUGUGGGUGAUACCGCGCAAUCAAAGUGUAGCAGCGAAGCCAAUCGACAAAGUAUUGAUCAGAAAGAUUCGAUUCAGUAAGAAGAACAUAAGAACCCAGCCAAAAAAAAUAAUAAAGUUUGAUCCUAGGGCCCCAGACAUGAGAACACGUGAUGAGACUAGCUUCAAAAAACUCUGCGAGAACCUCCAAAACUGCUUGCCCUCAAGUUCCUUCUUUCUCUUCCACGGUAUCAAAUCUAAAUGCAGAGGUAUCACCUUUCAAUCAGCCUCAAACAAUGGACAGAUCGAUCCACAGGAAGUACCCUUUACUGACAAUUAUGACAUUGCAACGCACAGGUUUAAAAGUAUUGUAGACGAAUAUGUUGCAAAUUUAACAGCCACUAGUGAAGAGAUUAUCGAAACUGAAAGGAUCACAAGGGGUCAAAAGAAAAACCCCUUGUGGAUUGAAAAAUGA
This is a messenger RNA of Pocillopora meandrina, 1110 nucleotides long. Lineage: Eukaryota; Metazoa; Cnidaria; Anthozoa; Scleractinia; Pocilloporidae. The record is from the annotation of a GenBank genome assembly.